Aureobasidium namibiae CBS 147.97 is the source of this 2100-nucleotide messenger RNA. RefSeq lists its product as uncharacterized. Bases 1 to 2100 code for a protein of 699 amino acids. The record is from RefSeq and is a predicted model, not a curated record. Lineage: Eukaryota; Fungi; Ascomycota; Dothideomycetes; Dothideales; Saccotheciaceae. The transcript is spliced from 3 exons.
AUGCGUAUGACUAGAGCGCAAGCGGCUGCACUAGCCGCUGCUGAGGAUCAAGCUGUAGAUCAACCUAACGACCACCUUGACGACAGCAAUGAGAACGAGAAGGGUGCGUCCACCACGCCUACUGAUGGACCCUCGGAGCGUGAAGCUUUGGCUGAAUUGACGACCAACCGACUGGAUACCAACAAGCACCAAGACGCUGAUGCUGUUUCUGGAGAACAAGUCGAUGAGCCAGAGGAGCAGGUGAAGGAGGAAGAACACAAGGAAGAAGAGCACACGAACGGAGACGCAGAAAGCGGCGCACAGAUUGGAGAUCAAGAAUCAACAUCUGCACCGACUGUCCCCAUCACCAACGGCAAACCAAUUCACCAAGACGCUGCAGUCCAAAAGGAUGUCGGAUCGCCAACCACCGAGCUACCGCUGCUCAACAUCACGCCUCAACGCACACCAGCCAAGAAUAUGAUAAAGAAUGAAUUUGCGCAUAUGCGCAGUACUUCGAACAAGGAGAACAUGGUCCCUGGCUCGCCUGCUGUUGCCGCGCCUUUGGCAUCAUCACAGACGACCCUUGCACCAGAGCAGUCUGAGAUACAGACACAGCAGCACACACAGCAUGACGAACAACCGCAGCCUAGCACGCCUGAGCAAAAUAUCGAGAGUCACAACCACAAAGACACGGCAGAAACCACAACCACAGAGCUGGAGAGUACGCAAACAGACGAUACACAGGAUGACAGUCUGAUCGGACAUUUCGAGGCCCUGAGCGUUUCCCCCAAAAAGCAGAAGUUUGCUGAGCAGGAAGUCAUGUCUGGCGCAGAACGGUCAGCUCCCGAGCAAUCUGCCAGUGAAUCUGAAAAGCAGACGCAAGAUGCUCCAGAAUCCGCCCCCAGCAACUCAGUCGCACCUCAGGACAAGGAGAAGAAGCCUUCAGCUUCACCAUCCGUAAAGAAGCCCGCCUCUUCUAGGAUCGAUGACACCAAACCCGCACGAAAACCCUCCGUCAGACAAUCAACUCUUGAUCGCCAGUCCUCGGUCGUCCGCAAGUCUAUGGCUCCUCCUUCACGCCCCGAGCCGUCAGCAUCCACAGCCAUCAAGCGGACAACUUCUGUCAAACGCUCCUCAGUCCGCCCCAGCAUGGCUCCCAGAGCAGGCUCCUCACAGUCCGCCGAGCGCGGGGCUCCCGCAAAUAUCCCUCACUCCAAACCUCGCCCUAUUUCAAUGUCCUUCCCCACACCUCCCCCUCCUCCCAAAUCUACAAAGGCCGCCACCACAUCGACUUUCCAGCUUCCCGGCGAAGCCAUUGCAGCGAAACUCAAGGCUGACAAGGAGGCCCGUCUGCAACGACAGGCCGAGGCCGGUAGCAGCGCAAAGUCAACCUAUAAACCGCCCACUACUCAAAGGUCUACUAAAGCGCCUACCAGAGCAACUUUUCAACUUCCUGAAAAAGAAGAGCGUCAGAAACGACAAGAGGAAAACGGUGCCGCUGCAUCAAAAUCAACAUAUGUGCCCCCUGUGACACAGAAGAGCACAAAACCAGUCACAAAGGCUACUUUCCAGCUCUCGUCUGACGCCUUUGCCGCAAAAAUGAAGGCACAAAAAGAAGCUAGACUGGCCAAACAAAAAGAAGAGGAGGAACAGAAAGAAAAGGAGAGGGGAGUGUUUAAAGCCAGACCUGUCCCAAAGAUGGGCAAGCCAGCGGAAGUUAGACAAAACGCAGCUAGCCGUGCUCGUUUGCCCUCUGGCAGCGAAACUUCAGCAGCAAUCAAGAGGUCAAGCAGUGUCCGCGAUCCCAACACUGCAUCCAAACGCCUCUCCUCUUUCCACCCCUCAGCCUCAUCCUCAACCACUCUCCCUCCCCGCGCAGCAACUUCCUUCCAGAAACGACAGAGUAUGGCUCCUUCGGCAUCAAAAGGCAAAGAGGUCUUCGGACGAGCCAAGGAAGAAAAGGAAAAAGAAGACAGAGGAAAGAAAGAGAAGGAAGAAGCAGCGAAGAAGGCCAGGGCUGAGGCUGCAGAGCAAGGAAGGCAGAGGAGUAGGGAGUGGGCUGAUAAGAAAAAGGCAAAGGAAAAGGAGGAGAGGAGGAAGACUGUCGCUGCUGGGGUUUAG